Messenger RNA from Closterium sp. NIES-65, 360 nucleotides. NCBI's taxonomy places the organism in Eukaryota, Viridiplantae, Streptophyta, Zygnematophyceae, Desmidiales, Closteriaceae. The record is from the annotation of a GenBank genome assembly.
AUGUUCACUCCAAGUUUCUUUCUUUCUCCCCUUUCCCUUGUCCACAAUCCGCUGAAGUCGACGAACGGCGCGAAGGGCAAGGUGGCGACGACGCAGGCGGCGGGGUCGACGUACGACAUCUACGACGGCUCAUGGGUGUCCGACCGCGCCCACCGCCCCGCCUACGACAUGUCCUCGUGCCCCUUUCUCAAGCACACCUUCCCUUCACCAUCACCCGCUCUUCCUCUUUACCUCGCUCUCCCGCCCUCUCCCUCCCGCAACAGCCUAGCGGCGGCGGACAGCAAGGUGACGGCGUCGAGCACGAGCAAUGUGCGGCUGGGAGCUCACCUUCCCUUCACCGUCCGCCGCACCUCCUCUUAA